Seminavis robusta is the source of this 2427-nucleotide messenger RNA. The record is from the annotation of a GenBank genome assembly. Lineage: Eukaryota; Bacillariophyta; Bacillariophyceae; Naviculales; Naviculaceae.
AUGAAAGGCAUCAGCAGCCGCAUCCCUCGUGCCUUGACGGUGGUGAGACAUGGAGGACGUGUAAGACCGCUGAGAGCCAUUAGCAGCACCAGUUGUGUCCAUCCCUACUCUGCCACACAACCAGUACAAAGCCACAACUACUACCGGUACAGUUCGUCAAGGAACGCACGGUCCGUAGUGCGUGAUGCGAGUGACAGUCGCUGGUUUAGCAGCAGUACAAGCAGCAGCGACAAGUCCGACACUGACACAUCCGUUUUGGAUGGUGCCAUCCGCCAUGGAGACAAGAAUCCCUGGUCGGGUGUCUCCGAGCCAAAGUUGAUGGAAGAAACCAAGAGGCUUUGUGCCCAUUUGCAGCAACAGCAACAACACGAUGAUAGAUCAUCCACAACACGAGCGAUUGUACGUUUGGAUGACUACUUCCAUGUCCUGGAAGCCUGGAUGGAACACGCCAUGACCUCCAAGUCGUUACAAGCCGCCAUGCGGGCCGAAGAAUUGCUCGAACAAAUGUUGACACAUAGUGGCGUCUUGGCUCCCACGCGGUCCUUUUUCGAAGUGGUCUUGCAGGCAUAUGCCGUGUGCGACGGAGGCGUGACAGCUGCCGAACGAGCGCACAGGAUUCUGCAGUUUCUCGAGCAGCAAUCGCCACAUGUCUAUCCAACGACCAAAACGUACAAUAUAGUCCUCAAUGCCUGGUCCAAGAGUAAAGCCAGUGAAGCGGGAUUUCAUGCCGAUCAAAUUCUAUCCACCAUGUCGCCAUCUUCGCAACCAAAUGAGAGAACCAUUGUCACCGUCAUGGAUGCCUGGAAUAAAUCGGGACAUGCCAAACGAUCCCAACGAGUUUUGGAACUACUAGAAGAAACCUUGAAACCGUGGCGGUCGCCUGCUGCUGAAGAAGAAAAUGACAGCCAAAACUCAGAUGAGGAUAAGGGCAAUACUACUACACUCCAACAACAACGCCCAAUUAUUCCUUUAGAUAUUUCCAUGUUUCAUGUUGCCAUGGACACGGUCGUAAAGGCAGCACCCGUCAAAAGGGUUAGUAGACAACAGCAAGGAAGCAACGACACUAUGACACCCCGACAAGCGGCCGAAUUUGCCGAAGGCGUCUUGCAAUCCAUACUCCAACAUUCUGCCGAAUGGAACAAUGUACAGCCUACGGUACGGACCUAUUCCAUUGUAUUGGAUGCUUGGGCGCGGGUCGAACUGGUCGAACAACGAGGCAAUGCGGCCCAUCGGGCCCAACGAAUCCUGAACGCCAUGGUCAACUCUUACUAUACUCAUGCCAAUGGAAGUGUCAAACCCAAUGCUGUUAGUUUCACGGCGGUAAUCACGGCGUGGGCACGUGCCAAACAGGCCCAAAAGGCACACGAUACCUUUCAACGAUUGCUUGACUUGUUUCAGCAGCAACAUCAACAACAUCAGCAGCAACAACAUGACAAUGACAAGCAAGAGGAUGAUUCAUUCCUGCCCACCAUUGUGGCCGGCAAUGCCGUCAUGGUGGCAUGGGCCAAAGAAAGACGACCCGAUUUUAUUCUACAAGUCAUGGCCACCAUGCAACAACUUUAUCAACAAACGGGACGUACCGAGUGUUUGCCCGAUUUGCAGAGUUACAAUAUAUUGUUGGAUGCGCAUGGGAAAUUGGGGCAGGUUACACAGGCCGUGGCGUUGUUGCAGUGGAUGCAAAAUGGAGAAAAACACUUGCAUGCCAAUUGGGUGCGUCCCGUGGGCGCAGCACCGGAUCUCGUGUCCUACAAUAAUGUCAUGGGAGCACUGGCCAAACAAGGAGACGCCAUCCAAGCGGAGGCUCUACUCGAGCACAUGAAACAACAACGACACAUUCAUCCCGACCAAGUGACAUACACCAGUCUGCUGAUUGCUCAUGCCAAGAGCCGACAACCCGACCGUUUGGAACAAGCCGAGCGUGUAUGGAAGGAAAUAGCAGUCCAAGCAGCGCCCGAUGUCAUUUGUCGGACGGCAUUUAUCCAGGCGUGUGCCCAUGUCGACCGCGCCGAGCGGAAACGAGCAUUGACGACGGCGCUACAGGUCUUUGCCGACUUGCCCAAUGACAAACGCAACCAUGUGAUUUUUGCCAUUAUGGCCAAAGCAAUCAACCGUCUCUUGGUUUGGCAUGAUGACGAUGACGACAAGGAUGGGUCGGACAGUCAAUGGCAGACCCGGGACAGUGUGCACAAGAGUCGCCUCGAACUCUUGAAAGAGUUGUGUGAGCAGUGCUGCCAAGGGGGGAACUUGUCUCACAAUGUUCAUCUGGAACUCAAUCAGGUACGGUGGGAUAGUCAAGAUGUGGUGCUGGCAUGGCUCGGAAGCAAAUCGUUUGACCCAAAGUGGAGUCGAAAUGUACCGGCGCGUUCACAGCCCAAGCCACUGCUUCAUGCCACCAAAACAGGGCGGAGGAUGGGCAGCAACCAGUGA